AUGGGUAUAUUUACAGGAGACAACGACAAAGAAACCCAGGAGUAUAACGACAAACUUGUGGCGUCGUCCCUGCGCGAGCGGUUGUGUAACAACUUUAACAGUGUUGGAGACUCGAUUUCAUCGCUUUGGAAAGAUGCCGUGGACCGCGUUGACAACAAACUUCCAGAUUUGUGGGUCAACGCCAGUGGCAGCAUAGGCGACGUGCUCUCAGGGCUGGGAUUUCCCGGCGGGUUCGGCCAUCCAGCACGGAUUCGCACGCUGAUGGACGACCAAGCGGCUGAAGAAGGCACCACGGGGCUCUACAGCUACCGCACGCCUUCCGACAGACAGUACCUAGAGUGCCAGAACAUUAAGGGCUUGUCCGUGUGGGACACGCAUGGGUGGUGGCGCUGUCUGUUUCCUGAAUCGGCAGUGCGGUCCAAGGUGAACGCCGAGCGCUUGCAGGAGGUCUUGACCCGCGAAAAGGUCGAAAAAGACAAGAACCACAGUCUGGGUUUGUUCUUCACUGAUUACUCUGCGUACUUGACGUGGCGCGCAAACAUGCUGCGGCUGGCAGACGAGCGUCGCAGAAGUGCCGAGGAGAGUGCCAGGGACAACUCGUGGAGACCAACCACCCCAGAGGACCUCAUGAAUUCAACGCCAGGGAAGCAUGUGGUCGGAACCUCCGAGUAUGUGACUUACAACACCACCCCAGAAGGCCAAGAAAAGGUCAAGGAGACGAAAACGUACUUCAACGAUGGUUCUGUCAGGCUCCGGUCUGAGAAGCAACGUCAAGGGCCUGAUGGCCAGCCCCACAUCGAGUCUUUUGAGAAGCUCUUGACCGAGGAUGACAAACACAACGAGGGCUGGUUCUGGCGCAAAUAG
This is a messenger RNA of Lachancea thermotolerans CBS 6340, 864 nucleotides long. RefSeq names its product Mpm1p (gene MPM1). The transcript has a single exon. Lineage: Eukaryota; Fungi; Ascomycota; Saccharomycetes; Saccharomycetales; Saccharomycetaceae. The coding region runs from base 1 to 864 and encodes 287 amino acids. The record is from RefSeq and is a predicted model, not a curated record.